UUAACGACUAGCAAGAGCUGCGGUAAUGCCACCCAUGAUAUUUACUCUCCUUCCGUCGUACUUCUUCGAAAUUUCUUCCUCCAAUUGCUUCUGAAGAAGCUUAGUAGAUGUCACAAGAGCUUGCAAAGACUGUCCAGCUUUUGCAGUUUGUUCGCGAGCUUCAUUUUGUUUCUCAACCAUGAGAGAUUGCAUCCUUGA
Haemonchus placei is the source of this 198-nucleotide messenger RNA. The record is from the annotation of a GenBank genome assembly. NCBI's taxonomy places the organism in Eukaryota, Metazoa, Nematoda, Chromadorea, Rhabditida, Trichostrongylidae.